AUGAAUCAGAGAUCCCGGAGCUCGAGGGCAAAGCCCUCGCCGUCGUCGGUCGACGAGCGGAUCCACCGCUUCCUGCGCCCCGGCGCACUCGCCCGCCUCCGGGACUCGAGGAUCAGUACCGCCAGAUCCGCCUCACUCGCACUCCUCGACCUCGCACUCCCCUCCUUCCCUUCCCCGCAUGCGCCUCCACCUGCUCAGAUCGAUGGAGUCCGCCCUUUCUUCGCAUCCAGGACGUACGGCCCUCAGUUUCUGCGGCGGAAGAAGCUUGCAGCCGCCAAGUCCGUCUACAUAGCCCCCUCGAGCCCGGAUCUCGCGGAUCCCUUCUUGGAAGCUUUUGGCGUAGAUCUGGUUGCUGCAUAUUGA
Molecule: messenger RNA, 363 nt
Organism: Zingiber officinale
Lineage: Eukaryota; Viridiplantae; Streptophyta; Magnoliopsida; Zingiberales; Zingiberaceae
Exons: 1
Coding region: 1-363 (120 amino acids)
Source: RefSeq, a predicted model, not a curated record